This is a messenger RNA of Artibeus jamaicensis (Jamaican fruit-eating bat), 1275 nucleotides long. It is a transcript of the gene SAP30BP, whose product is annotated as SAP30 binding protein. Bases 63 to 989 code for a protein of 308 amino acids. Lineage: Eukaryota; Metazoa; Chordata; Mammalia; Chiroptera; Phyllostomidae. The transcript has 11 exons. Gene Ontology annotation, biological process: regulation of DNA-templated transcription. The record is from RefSeq and is a predicted model, not a curated record. Gene Ontology annotation, cellular component: nucleus.
UCCUGCGGAAGUCGUCUUUCUGUAGUCAAGGGAGUGAGGCCCACCGGGGCCGUGGGAGUAAGAUGGCGGGGAAGAAGAAUGUCCUGUCUUCUUUGGCAGUGUACGCAGAAGAUUCAGAGCCCGAGUCUGACGGCGAGGCUGGCGUCGAAACGGCGGGCAGCGCGGCUGAGGAGAAAGGUGGAUUGGUGUCUGAAGCCUACGGAGAGGAUGAUUUUUCUCGUAUCGAGGGUGAUGAAGAUGGUUACGAAGAAGAAGAGGAUGAGAACAGCAAACAGUCGGAAGAUGACGAUUCAGAGACUGAAAAACCUGAGGCUGAUGACCCAAAGGACAACCCAGAAGUAGAAAAGCGGGAUCCGCAGGAGUUAGUUGCCUCCUUUUCUGAGAGAGUCCGGAACAUGUUGCCCGAUGAAAUCAAGAUCCCGCCUGAGCCCGCUGGCAGGUGUUCGAAUCACUUACAAGACAAGAUCCAGAAGCUCUAUGAGCGGAAGAUAAAGGAGGGGAUGGAUAUGAACUACAUUAUCCAAAGGAAGAAGGAGUUUCGGAACCCCAGCAUCUAUGAGAAGCUGAUCCAGUUCUGUGCAAUUGAUGAGCUCGGCACCAACUACCCAAAGGACAUGUUUGACCCGCAUGGCUGGACUGAGGACUCCUAUUAUGAGGCAUUAGCCAAAGCCCAGAAGAUUGAAAUGGACAAAUUGGAAAAGGCCAAAAAGGAGCGAACCAAAAUUGAGUUUGUGACAGGCACCAAGAAAGGCACCACCACCAAUGCCACGGCCACUACCACCACCACGGCCAGCACCGCAGUCGCAGAUGCCCAAAAGAGAAAAAGUAAGUGGGACUCAGCCAUCCCGGUGACAACCAUAGCCCAGCCCACCAUCCUCACCACCACGGCCACUUUGCCGGCUGUCGUCACCGUGACCACCAGUGCCAGUGGCUCCAAGACCACUGUCAUCUCCGCUGUGGGCACCAUCGUGAAGAAGGCCAAGCAAUGACCAGAGGGGCUCACUUGGAGUGGCUCGGACAUUCUCCUCCCUCCUCCCGUCGAGGGGAGGGGCCGUUCCAGGACUCGCCAGGACUGCAGCCCAGAGACCGAUGCACAGGGCGGUCCGGUGUUGCGUGUUUCAGGACUGGGACCCACUGCCCAGAUGCGGCCCCGAGAGGAGCCUCUGUGUGGCUUUCCAGCCAAGAGAAGGACGUUGCCGCAGAGGAGGGGACGCUGUGGACAGUGUCCUUGCACUGCGUGGGCUGUCGCCCUAUUAAAAGUGCCGUGUUCUUACA